This is a messenger RNA of Carassius auratus (goldfish), 1260 nucleotides long. RefSeq names its product ring finger and CHY zinc finger domain containing 1 (gene rchy1). Gene Ontology annotation, cellular component: nucleus. Gene Ontology annotation, biological process: protein ubiquitination; ubiquitin-dependent protein catabolic process. Lineage: Eukaryota; Metazoa; Chordata; Actinopteri; Cypriniformes; Cyprinidae. The record is from RefSeq and is a predicted model, not a curated record. Bases 31 to 840 code for a protein of 269 amino acids. The transcript is spliced from 8 exons. Gene Ontology annotation, molecular function: ubiquitin protein ligase activity; zinc ion binding.
CUUUUAAAUAAAGUUUUCUACCAGUGAAACAUGGCUGCCACACAAGUUGGAUGUGAGCACUACGUUCGCAGCUGUUUGUUAAAAGCGCCCUGCUGUGGGAAGUUUUAUGUCUGCAGACUCUGUCAUGAUGGUGAAGAGGACCAUCAGAUGGAUCGAUUCAAGGUCCGAGAGGUCAAAUGUGCAGCAUGCAACACUAUACAAGAGUCUCAACAGAUAUGUAAAGAGUGUGAAGUGAAGUUUGGGGAGUAUUACUGUGGCGUUUGCCAUCUCUUUGAUAAAGACAAGAAGCAGUACCACUGCCAGCCCUGCGGGAUAUGCAGAAUUGGCCCAAGAGAGAAAUACUUCCAUUGUACAAAGUGCAAUCUGUGUUUAGUGACUGAUCUUAAAGACAAUCACAAGUGUGUUGAGAAUGUCUCUAGGCAGAACUGCCCUGUAUGUAUGGAGGACAUCCACACGUCCAGAAUAGGGGCUCAUGUGCUCCCCUGCGGUCAUCUGCUACACAAAACAUGCUUCGAGGACAUGUUCAGAACUGGAGCUUACCGCUGUCCUCUGUGUAUGCAUUCGGCCUUCAACAUGAAGGAGUUCUGGGAAGAGAGAGACAAGGAGAUUGCCCAGACUCCCAUGCCCACAGAGUACCAGGACACUACAGUCAAAAUCAUAUGUAAUGACUGCCAGGCUCGCUGCACUGUCUCCUUCCACGUGUUGGGCAUGAAGUGCAGCUCCUGUGGCUCUUACAACACUGCGCAGGACGGCGGGCUGAUCACGGCCCCUCCUGUAGACACACAACAGUCUGCAGAACAGACACUUGAAGAAGAGCCCAACACAGAGCACCACGAGUGACGUUUAUGAAACUUUUAUAGAACUGAUAUAUAGAAUACAAGCUGUCCUCCCUUACUGCUCCUCUCUCAAGUCUGUAGAACUGCUCUUAUUUUUCUUGCUUUAUUAAAAAGGAUAAGAACACACUUGAGGGCUCUUUAAUUGCAUUUUGUCAUAAAGAAUGUUAAAGGUAAUUCUGUGCUAAGAGGAUAAACUUAUCUGCUUUUGUUGAUCAAAUCCUCAAUAUCUGUCAAGAACAUGUUUGGUUGGAAAAGUGUUGUUAAUAUAAUGCAUCAACAUGGUCUCUGAUAUUCAUUCAGGGACAGUGGAUAUCAUUUACAAACAGUUUUAAGUUUAAGAAUUAUUUAAUGCUAUUUAUUGAUUAAUCCUGGACAACAAACAAAUGUAUUACAGAAAUAAAAUGAUCACAUUGCUUCAUUCUUA